GGGUGGAUGGGUCUUUAAACCCACCUGCCAAGGGAAAUCAUGGAUCUGCAUAAGCUUCGAACGAAAUCUGGGGCAUCAUGGAUAGUGGAGCUUAUUGCUGCCAACGGUCUUACAUAUCAGUGAGGCAACCCGCGGAAGGCAAUAUGAACAUAGAGAAUGACAUUCAAGGCAAUCUCAAGAGAAUUUAUGCGAGAAUGAAGCCCGCGGAUGCUGAGCCUGAAACAUCACUACGGUCACCGCGUAACAAUGCUUUGCUGAUGCGAUUGAGAUGCAAUUAUUUUAAUCCAAUUUUCAAUCCUCCGAUACAGCCCUCAUUCCACGAUUCAAAUCAGAAAUUGAAUUUCCAGAAAGACGCUGAAAAACCCACCGAGGAUCUUCCCGGCAAGGUGGUGAAGAAGCGGAAGUUUCCGUUUGCUGAUGAAACGGCGGCCGAUGCGAAUGUUAACUGUUGUUUGAGGAACAUGGAAGCUACGGCUAAGUUUUCGUCGCUGUCGAUGAAGAUCGGUGAAGAAAGGGAGGUGAAGAACAAAGAGACGACCAAGUUUUCGGUUGUUCUAAUAUCGGACAAGAUAUAGAAGAUGAUGAUGUCUUGACCUUUUUUAGAGAAAUGCCUCCCAGAAACCCUAACAAUCCUCCAACGCAAGAUGUAGAAAAUCCC
Molecule: messenger RNA, 658 nt
Organism: Prosopis cineraria
Lineage: Eukaryota; Viridiplantae; Streptophyta; Magnoliopsida; Fabales; Fabaceae
Exons: 2
Coding region: 78-575 (165 amino acids)
Source: RefSeq, a predicted model, not a curated record